UGUGUGAGUCAGAUCAUUCGGCUCAGCCCUCCGUUAAGAGACUAUUAUUUUCUAGAACAGACAAAUGUUAUGAUUGUUCUUGAGUACUUACGCAUAGAUGAGGUCGGUUACAAAAAUAAAAUACUCUAAAUUCUCGUCCUAAUUACCAAAACUAUGCGAGUCUGCUCUUUACGUUCAUCUAAAAGAACCGAAUCAAUGAACCGACCCCUUCACAAACGAUACACAGAAUAUCGACUCUUUAGGGAAAGUUAGAUAACCUCUCAAGCCUGAUGCUUGACACUGAAGUAAAUAUCGUUUUAACAUGAACAAAGUGUUUUAAAUGUAUAUAAAGAAAUGUUUUCGAGUUGACGACAGUAUCAGUCAUUUGCAGAGUUGAAGAUAACGCAGAUAAAGUGUUCAUUGGACGAGGAAGAACGUGUUCACGGGACGUGUGUUUAAUCCUCUGGAGGAAGAAAACUCUGUGGCAUCAGAGUUUUUAUGUCCCACCUGCUGCCUUAUCUUGUAUCUCCAGCUUUGCCCUGUGUCUCUGUGUGUGUUCGUUCCUAAAAGGAAGAGAGCGUCUUACACAUCAAUCUUCUUGGGGUAUGACUGACACCAUGUUUGGAAGCGGGAACCAUCAGUGGGUAUGUCCCAAUGACCGACAACUCGCUCUAAGAGCCAAACUCCACACAGGUUGGUCGGUGCACACGUUCCAAACAGAAAGGCAGCGAAAAACCCAGGUGCUGAACAAGAGUGAGCUAGACAUCAUCCUGAGCGUCAUCCACAGAGCCGAGCAGCUGGACCUGAUCGAACAGCACAGAAUCGGGCGUCUGAUGGAGCGUUUGGAGAACAUGAAGAGGUCAGCAGUGGGGAACGGUCUGUCCCAGUGCCUGCUGUGUGGAGAGGCUCUGGGGCUGUUGGGAAAUCCUUCAGUCCUCUGCUUCGACUGCUGCAAGAAAGUGUGCACCAAGUGUGGGAUUGAGACGGCUUGCACUCAGAAGAGAGCUCAGUGGCUCUGCAAGAUCUGUAGUGAACAGAGAGAGGUGUGGAAGCGUUCGGGUGCGUGGUUCUACAAGUCUCUCCCGAAGUACAUUCACCCAGAGAAGGAUUCCUUCAUGGAGCGGAGGCCUGUGAUGGAGAGAGAGGAGCAGCCAGUGGUCAGAAGUGUGCCCAUCAACUACACCUGGGCCCAGAGGAAAGUCGACUCGAGUGAGAGCGAUGGCAGUGACUCGGAGCUCAGUGAUGCCAGCAGCGACAGAAAGAUCUUCAUCCCCGAGAGCGUCAAAAGACGGCACUCGGCUCUGUCCGAGUCCAGCGGGAGUGUGGGACCCCCGCCUCAGCAGUUCAUCCUGAGCAGCCCGUCCCGAGCCAGCUUCCUGUCAGGGAGCCACUCCAGUCUGAGCAGCGAGCGUGGUAGCCUGGCCCCCGCCCCCGAGGAUGAAGACACGGGGCAGGGCCGCACGUCAACGUUGAGCUCUGACAUGGCAGACACACGGGCAGGGAUGAGACGUGACAAAGCAGCCACACGUCAGUCAUUUUCGGUGACAUCUGUCAAUCUUCAGCGAGAGGAAGACGGAGCGCUUUUGUUAAAUGGAAGACGCAUGCUGUGUGAGCAGAACUGGUCCCCCACCACCACCACCACCACCACUGCUGCUGCUAUUGGGAUGUAGGAUAAUCAGGGGGCUGAUUAUUACAGGAGGAAUGAAGACCUGGAUUCCAGAACCACAGGAAAUUGUGUUGUAGAAGUAUAAUAUAAAUGGAAGCUAACACUUAUGUACUUCAGAUUGGCUGCCAGAGAUAGGGGACUCGAGUCAUAUGACUUGACUCGAGUCAGACUUAAAGGCAGGGUCUCCGAUUUUUGAGAAUAAAAAUAAAGAAAUUCAAUAAUAAAGAAAAAUCAAAACAAACGUGUAGCCAAAGAGCAGAAAGGGGCGGGGCUUGUCAAUAUGCGGCGGAGAGAGUGUUCAGUGCGCAUGUGUGACCUCAGCAUUGACAUGGAGUAACAUUGACAUGGGGGAUAAAAACAAAGAAAGAAAGCGAAGAAAGGCUUACGAUAAGGCAAGAAGUAGGA
Tachysurus fulvidraco (yellow catfish) is the source of this 2050-nucleotide messenger RNA. RefSeq names its product rab effector Noc2-like. Gene Ontology annotation, molecular function: small GTPase binding. The record is from RefSeq and is a predicted model, not a curated record. The transcript has 10 exons. Gene Ontology annotation, biological process: intracellular protein transport. Bases 585 to 1649 code for a protein of 354 amino acids. NCBI's taxonomy places the organism in Eukaryota, Metazoa, Chordata, Actinopteri, Siluriformes, Bagridae.